AAAGGAAGAAAGCGGGAGUAGAGUGUCGGCUUUGGCUUGAAUAUUGCGGAAACUUAAGAACUUUAAAAACAAUGGGGAAGAGCUGUUGUGCCAUUGAUUGCAAAAAUAGGUUUAAAAAGCAGUCAGAGCUAUCUUUUUACCGGAUACCUAAAGCCAAAGACAAAAGAAGCAGAUGGAUCGCUGCAAUUCGUAGAGAUAACUGGAAUCCAAGCAGCGAAACCUGGAUUUGUGGUUGCCAUUUCGUCUCAGGUAAAAAAAGCGAUGACCCCCGGCAUCCUGAUUAUGUGCCAAGUUUAUUCAGUUUCACCUCCACCACUGAUAAGACUCAGGCUGUCCGCAACCUGGAAAGAUAUCUACAGUUUCAAAAUGUUUGUGACAACAAAAAUAGAGAGCUAGCUGCCACAGCUCUUCUGAACAUAAAUCAAAGUCCUGUGAUAAAGCAGGAGGAACAUGAAGAGGAAAUACAGGUAAAAAUUGAAACUGGAGUCCAAUGGACUGAGGUCCAGACAGAGGAGACACACAAUGACAUUGCGUCGUUAUAUGAACAAAUUAAAUCUUUAAACAUUGAAUGUCAAUCACUCAGAGAUAAAGUUCACACACUAGAAAGUGAGCUGAAGCGUCGUACCCUUGACGCUUCACAAUUUGAUGACAGUAAAAUGAAAUAUUUUACAGGACUACCCAAUUUACAGACUUUCAUGUUAGUACUUAGUUAUGUGUCUUCGGUUUUUCCUGCUACUACAAAGCAGUCCCUCAAGCCUACUCAGGAACUACUUCUUACGCUGAUGAAGCUGCGCCUCAAUCUGUCAGAGGAUUUUUUAGGCUAUCUUUUUGGGAUUCAUCAGUCAACAGUAUCAAGAGUCUUUCGUCGUUGGAUAAAUGUCAUGGCAAGCAGGCUUCAUCCCCUUAUAUUGUGGCCAGAAAGAGAAGACCUAAGACGCAGCUUACCAAUGUGUUUUCAGAAGUUUUUUAAGAACUGUGUAGGCAUAAUUGACUGCUUUGAACUGUUCAUAGAGCGUCCUUCUGACUUAACAGCUCGAGCUCAGACUUGGAGCAACCACAAACAACAUAACACAAUAAAGUUUCUUAUUUCAGUUACCCCACAAGGAAGCAUCUCCUUCGUGUCCAAGGCCUGGGGUGGAUGUGUUACAGACAAACACCUUACAGAACACAGUGGGUUCCUUGAUAAGCUCCUACCAGGGGACUUGGUUCUGGCUAACCAAGGUUUCAUGAUUGAGGAUAGUGUUGGCCUAUUCUGUGCAGAAUUAACACCUCCACAAGGGAAGAAACAGCUUAGCCAAAAAGAGAUUGAAUCUGCUCAAGAAAUUUCUCGUGUGAAAAUCCCCGUUGAAAAAGUGAUCAGAAUGUUGAGGCAGAAAUAUACUAUUUUGGGCUCAACACUGUCUGCAAGUCUCAUUAGACUGGAGCAAAGUGGCCAGGUGGAGGACAGCCUUAUAAACAAGAUUGUGUUAACAUGCUGUGCUUUAUGUAAUAUGUGUAAAUCCACAGUGCCUUCUGAUUGAGGUGAACAUUAGUUCAUGUACAGGGCAUAUGAAGCGUGCAAUCAUCAGAUAGUCUAAUAGUUAAUUUUAAACCUUUAACGUGACUUUCAUUGAUAAACCAGAAAAGUGUUACAUUUUGUAAAUAUGUUUUCUGUAAUGUGUUCAACAUUCCUUUUAUUGUUACUGUAUACAGAGAGCAUACACAGUGAAAUUCUGAUCAUUUUGUUGAUUAGGAUUAUUGUACUAUGUAUGAAGUAUUUUCUGAUUCAUAUUUAGUGUUUUCACAGUAAUGUUUGGUAUUUUCACAUUUUUGGGUGAGUAUAUUUUUCAAAAGGAACAAAGGCUGGGCAUACAAUCCUGUAAUGCUUGGAUGAACACUGUGAUUGACAUGUUUGUAAAGUAAGACUGACAAAUAUAAGUGAUAUUCUUUAAACUCUUCAGAGUUUCUUUAUUGAAAAGUAUUUAAAUACUUUUGACACAACUGUCAAGUCAGUCUAGAUAUGCUUAUGUCUCACUAUUCAACCUUAAACAUGAAAACAGUCUGGGGAGAUGGCCAAGAAAAAGAUAACGUCAAAAGUACUGUAAAGCCUUGGUUUAAAAUAAUAAAGUCAAAUAUUCACAGCUGUAAAAUGUGUCCAACUACUCCUUUGAGAGUUAGAAACAUACCAGGUAACAGUUCACAAGCAGCAGUCAAUUUUUUUUUUUUUUUUAAAUGUUCAGAAUUCCCACAUAAUACAACUGUGGGACUUUAUU
This is a messenger RNA of Sphaeramia orbicularis (orbiculate cardinalfish), 2252 nucleotides long. Its product is annotated as protein ALP1-like. The record is from RefSeq and is a predicted model, not a curated record. NCBI's taxonomy places the organism in Eukaryota, Metazoa, Chordata, Actinopteri, Kurtiformes, Apogonidae. The transcript is spliced from 2 exons. The coding region runs from base 72 to 1520 and encodes 482 amino acids.